Molecule: messenger RNA, 1893 nt
Organism: Tinamus guttatus (white-throated tinamou)
Lineage: Eukaryota; Metazoa; Chordata; Aves; Tinamiformes; Tinamidae
Gene: VIPAS39
Product: VPS33B interacting protein, apical-basolateral polarity regulator, spe-39 homolog
Biological process (GO): vacuolar transport; intracellular protein transport
Cellular component (GO): cytoplasm
Source: RefSeq, a predicted model, not a curated record
AUGAGCCGAGCGCGCGCGGACGAGGAGGAGUACUGGCACAGCUCCAAAUUCCGCGCCUUCACCUUCGACGACGAGGAUGACGAGCUGUCCCAGCUAAAGGAGACCAAGCGGGCAGUGAACAGCCUUCGGGAUAUUGUUGACGAUGAUGACGAUGACCUCGAGAAGGUCAGCUGGAGUGGGGAACCCGUGGGAAGUAUCUCCUGGUCAAUCAGAGAGACAGCGUCCAGCAGCACCACUUCCCUGGAGAGCCGAGAUUCCAGUCUGCCAAAGGGCUCUUCCUCCUAUACGGCUCUUCCUAAACAAGCCUCUUCCUACUCCCUAAGCAACCUAUUCAAAGGGCGAAACAAGCUUCCAAGUUUCCAGUCCCUUUCAGAUGCCCUCUCUGACACAGGGGUUAAAAACUACGCUCCGGAGUUGCGCAGACCGAAAGCUGAGUACAAGGAUUACAGCAGUGACUGGAGCCCCAAAGAUACUGUCAGGCGAAUGCAGAGGGGCAAGGUCUGCUCUCUAGAGAGGUUCCGCUCCCUGCAGGACAAGCUGGUGCUCUUGGAUGAAGCUGUGGCAGGGAAUGAUGGAAAUGUCAUUACAGCUGUCCUGAUAUUCCUGAAACGGACACUAAGGAAAGAGUUCUUGUUUCGGGAGCUGGUGGUGCGGCAGGUGGCCCUGUGUCAUCUGAUCCAUUUCCUCAAAGAGACGGGUGAGCAGAAGUUCCUUCUGGAUCUGCUCAGGUUCCUGGACAGGACUGAAGAAUUUGCACUGUCCCAGUACCGGGAGCAUUUGAGCAUUCAGGAUGUAGAGAAACGAAGGGAGUUUCUGAAAGGCUGCAUUGGGCUGCCAUUUUCAGCUGAGGAUACGGCUCACGUCCAAGAUCAUUAUACCCUACUGGAGAGGCAGAUAAUCAUUGAGAGCAGUGAUCGGCGCUUAGAGAAAGAAGGGGGGUCGGAGAUAUUCCGGAAAUAUCCUCGCAAGGCCUCGAUUCUCAACAUGCCACUCGUGACCACUCUCUACUACUCUUGUUUCUACCACUACACAGAGGCUGAGGGGACAUAUAGCAGCCCAACCAACCUGAAGAAAACCUUUAAGAUUCCUGAUAAGCAGUAUGUGCUGACUGCCCUGGCUGCGCGGGCCAAACUGCGUGCUUGGAAUGAUGUUGAUGCCCUCUUCACCACCAAGAACUGGCUGGGCUAUACCAAGAAGAAGGCACCCAUUGGCUUCCACCGGGUGGUGGAGAUCUUACAGAGGAACAACGCGCCGGUGCAGGUGCUGCAGGAGUACGUGCGCCUGGUGGAGGAUGUGGAGACACGGUUAAACCUGGCCACCAAGUACAAGUGCCACGAUGUUGUCAUUGAUACAUACAGAGAUCUAAAGGAUCGUAUCCAGCUGACAGCUUAUAGAUGCAAAGUGGAGCGGGGCUCUGCAGAAGAAGAGAAGAUAGACAGCAUUCUCAACAAUAUGCAAAUCCGAUGGAAGAACUGAGGAGCCCACUUGGCCUUUGCUUUGCCAGUGAGAGAGGAAACCACGAAAUCCAGUCCAGUGCCAACAGAACAACUCUGAUACUCGUCAUUGCAUGGUUAUAUCCAUCAGUGACAGUGGAUGCCUGUGGCUUGUGGGACACGCAUUUGGGCUGGUUGAAGGCAGCUGCUCCAAUCUAGCCAGAGAAACAUGGUACUGGUCCACCAGGAUUGAUUCUUUUUGGAAUCUGAGUCCCUUUGACUUGGCUGUAAGCCAAGCAUUGCUUGUGUUUACGGAUGACCGUCGCUGGGCACAGCAGGAUUAUGUUUGACCUGUGUGGUGUCUGGGCUUGUUCCAGCAAGAGGAACAGGUCACUCACACUCGUGGGUCUCUCCAACAGAUGACGCUGACCAGUCUCUGCAACACUCCCAGCUGACGUCG